Serpula lacrymans var. lacrymans S7.9 is the source of this 1169-nucleotide messenger RNA. Its product is annotated as carbohydrate-binding module family 12 protein. Gene Ontology annotation, biological process: carbohydrate metabolic process. The transcript is spliced from 10 exons. Gene Ontology annotation, cellular component: extracellular region. The coding region runs from base 64 to 1032 and encodes 322 amino acids. The record is from RefSeq and is a predicted model, not a curated record. Gene Ontology annotation, molecular function: hydrolase activity, hydrolyzing O-glycosyl compounds; carbohydrate binding. Lineage: Eukaryota; Fungi; Basidiomycota; Agaricomycetes; Boletales; Serpulaceae.
AGAGUAGCUACUCGCUUUCACCUAUUUACUACCACAACCACCCACACAGCGAAAAACGUCAGAAUGGUUGAAUACUGGGAACCUGGCACUCAAUACGACUACGGAUCUGUUGUGAUCUUCGACGAUGUUAAGUACAAGAUCAUUCAACCCCACAGAUCUCAGUCGGACUGGACUCCUCCUGCAACCCCCGCACUCUGGGGGCGUAUGCAGGAGCACCACGGCCAUCACCAAAGCUCUCAGCAAUGGGGAGAGGAUUGUAAACCUCAGCCUCCUGCUCCAACCUACGGAGAACAGCCUCAGGCUCCAUUGUAUCAACAACCGCAGCAACCUCAACCCCAAGCUGAGCCCACCCACGAAGAGCGCAAGAAACACUGGUACGACUUGGACGAUCAUCGCAAGAAGGAGCUCGAGGUCGGAGGCGGGAUUCUUGCUGGUGUUGCCCUUUUGGGUGCUGGCUACCAGGCGUACAAGUCACACGAGAAAUCCGCCGAGGAGAAAAAAGCGCACCUUUGGUCGUUGAACAACUGGAUUACCGAGGCACAGUCACGAACGUACCAGUACCGAAAUGGAAACUACCCUAGCCCCGUAGCCUGGGUACUCACCCAGGGUAAGAAUAUCCCGACUGAUGCAAUUGAAGGAGGGUAUGAGCGUGGUGAGCCGCUGUAUAUUUGCCGUGCAUACCAGGAUGGUGGCUUGAUGAUUGGCAAAGCGUCGUCCGUAUUUAAGAAAGGUGCCGUUAUCGGAUACAAGAAAGAAGAAAUCCACCUUGACCAGUACGAAAUCCUCGUCGGGAAUCCGAGAGCUGUGCGAUGGGUGAGCGUUUCGGGUACGCUGAAAGUGGAACAUCUUGGCUACGUGCCUGUCGAGGGAGGUUCUGAACCGUCAGGUGAUAAGCAGUACAUUGCAAAGGCGCCAUACCACGACGCGGUCCAUCCCGGAAAGGCAAGUGAGGUUUAUGGGGAUGGGGCUUAUAUUCCGUAUGACAAUACUGAGAAGAAAAUCAAGGAAUAUGCCGUUCUUUGUUAUGUUUAAGUUCUUUGCCAGUGUGUUCUUGGGGGGGAAGGAAGUCUUGGCAAAUUCUAGAAAUGCUUAUCUGCUUUGUGAAUCAUACCUUGUAUAAUCAUGUAUCGUCGUAGCUGUAAAUGAACUGUUGAACAUUGAACAACACG